AUGGUCCUUUCCCCUUUGUCUGGGAAAAGAAUUUUGGGAUCUUGGAUGGCUCUUUCUGGGGUUCAUAAAGAAAGAGGAGAAGUGAGGAUUCAUGAGAGCUUGGAUGAGCUGAGCACAGAUUUGGCAGAUUAUAUUGCUGAACUAUCUGAGGCUUGUGUGAAAGAGAGAGGAGCAUUUGCCAUUGCCUUGUCUGGUGGUUCUCUCAUUGGUCUCAUGGGGAAACUCUGUGAAGCUCCUUAUAGCAAGACAGUAGACUGGGCUAAAUGGUACAUAUUUUGGGUAGAUGAACGUGUGGUUUCAAAGAGCCAUGCUGAUAGCAAUUAUAAGUUAGCAAAAGAUAACCUUUUGUCCAAGGUUCCAAUUGUUCCAAGUCAUGUACACUCGAUAAAUGACUCAGUCUCGGCAGAGGAUGCAGCCGAUGAGUACGAGUUUGCCAUCCGACAGCUGGUGAAAAUGAGGACAGUCGAUGUGUCUGACAUCAGUGACUGCCCUAAGUUUGACCUUGUGCUUCUUGGUCUGGGACCUGAUGGUCAUGUAGCAUCUCUAUUUCCUAACCACUCUGCGCUCAUCGAGCAAGAUGAGUGGGUUACAUUCAUUACCGAUUCCCCUAAACCUCCACCGGAGAGAAUCACAUUCACUUUACCUGUCAUCAACUCGGCUUCCAACGUGGCAGUAGUUGCAGCAGGCGAAAGCAAAGCGGAGGCUGUACACUUGGCGAUUGAUGAAACUGAACCUGAUGAUGGCAAGACUUCACUGCCUGCAAGAAUGGUGCAGCCGAGGAAUGGGAAGUUGGUCUGGUUCUUGGACAAGUUAGCUACUUCGAAGCUCCAAGGUUCUCAUUCAGAAUAG
Messenger RNA from Linum trigynum, 849 nucleotides. The record is from the annotation of a GenBank genome assembly. NCBI's taxonomy places the organism in Eukaryota, Viridiplantae, Streptophyta, Magnoliopsida, Malpighiales, Linaceae.